This is a messenger RNA of Pochonia chlamydosporia 170, 1023 nucleotides long. RefSeq names its product WSC domain-containing protein. Bases 1 to 1023 code for a protein of 340 amino acids. The transcript is spliced from 4 exons. The record is from RefSeq and is a predicted model, not a curated record. Lineage: Eukaryota; Fungi; Ascomycota; Sordariomycetes; Hypocreales; Clavicipitaceae.
AUGGUGUCCACGCAAUAUAAGUUGGCCGUUGCCUUCAUCUCAGCCCUCCUUCCGGGCUCUCUCGCACAGUUAUUCACAGUCAACUGUGCGCCGUUGACGUUCUACCGUGGAGAUCCCAUCAUCUUCCCUGGCGUCAUCUCGCCUCAUGUGCAUGCUAUUGUUGGCGGCACCAGGUUUGCUCUUAGCUUGACCAACGAACAGGCUGCCAAUGCCAAGGCUACAACUUGUGACAAGUCUCUUGAUAAGAGCAACUACUGGCAGCCUCAGCUGUACCAUCAGAGACGAGAUGGAAAGUUUGAAAUGGUAGAGAUGCAGGGUAUUGCUGCCUAUUACAUUGCUCGAGCUUGUGACUACGCUCCUGGUAGGCAGAACUGCGAUGGUGCUCCUCAUGCCAAGGCUCCGCCAAAGGGACUUCGCAUGGUUGUUGGAAAUCCAACGCUCAGGACUUACAACCAGUCAAACCCUGAGCAGAGAGCUAUUUCACACGUUUGCUUGGGCGCCAACUCCGGAGAUACGCCACACUUGCCAACGAAGCAGUGCGAUCGAAUGAGGGCUGAGACCUUCUUCCCUUCUUGCUGGAACGGGAGAGACUUGGACAGCAGCGAUCACAAGAGCCAUGUCGCCUUCCCUGCUAUUGGAGAUUACAACACUGGCGUUUGCCCGCAGUCACACCCCAUCGCCAUCCUUUCGGUGUUUUUCGAAUUCUUCUACAACACUGGGGCGGUUAAAGACUUUAAUCGCUGGGUCUGGGCUAUGGGUGACCCGACUGGCUACGGUCUCCAUGGCGACUUUCUCAACGGCUGGGCGGACCAAGGUGCUCUUGAUCGCGCCAUUGAUACUUGCACUGGUCCCAAUGGUGUUAAUGACGCCGGAUGCAGCUUGAAUGUUGGCCCCGAUGGUCCUGGACAUGCUAGCCCUCAACCAGUUGAGGUUGCGCCUCCCAAGGAGGAGAUUGGCUUUAACGGACCGCUUGAUACGUUGCCAGGUAACAAUCCUGUUACGGGACAGCCAGUUCAGGGGUAA